AUGUAUCGGACUCUGCCGAUAGUAGCUGCACUGGUUAACUCCGUAGUCGCCUUCAGCGAUGGCGUUGGAAAACUCCCGGCGCUGGGCUAUGACACCUUCAAUGCCUUUGGCUGUGACUAUAAUGCUACUGGCGUCGCUGCGCAGGCUGAAAUCAUGCAGAAAUCUGGAUUAGUGAAUGCUGGAUACAACAUUCUCAUUCUCGAUGACUGCUACGCCCUCAAGCAGCGUAACGCCACUGGACAUAUGGUCGCAGAUCCCAACAAAUUUCCCACUGGUCUACCAGCCUUCUCCGCGCAGAUCAACAAGUUUGGGAUGAGCCUUGCUGCGUACGGAGACAAUGGCUAUGAGACCUGUGCCGGAUACCCUGGAUCUUACGGUCGAGAACUCCAGGACUUGCAGACAUGGCAUUCGUGGGGUAUGAAAUAUUUGAAUGCUUCCAAAGACAUUCCGGCCGAUAACAUCACCCAACAGAAUAUGCUUGGUCGGUAUGAGCGCAUGUCAAACGCCAUUGCAGAGUUUGCAGCACAGACAGGCUGCACAUUUGAAUUUUCUCUAUGCGAAUGGGGCUGGCAGCAGCCUUGGAUAUGGGGCCGUAGGAUUGCACAAGCUUGGCGUAUCGACGGCGACAUCAAGCCUUACUGGGAUGCACUCGCCGCCAUCAUCAACCAAGCUUCGUUCCAAUACUGGGCCACCGACUUCUACAGCCACAACGACAUGGACAUCCUCGAAGUAGGGAAUACCGGACUCGGAACACCGCCUGGAAAUCUGACAUACGCUGAAGCAAAAAGUCACUUCACGGCCUGGGCGUUGUUCAAGUCUCCCUUGAUAAUUGGUACUGAUUUGACAAAAGCGACGAACCAGACACUCGAGAUAUUGGGAAACAAAGAUCUGAUCAAGAUCAACCAGGAUCCCAAUGUGGGCCAAAGUAUCAGCCCGUUCCGCUGGGGUGUCAACCCGGACUUUUCCUCCAACGCUUCUCACCCUGCUGAAUACUGGUCAGGAAACUCUAGCUACGGGGUUGUGUUCAUGAUCCUGAAUAGUCAAGACACUACACAGCAGAUGUUCUUCAACCUUACGGAAAGCUGGGCAAUCCGUGCUGGCCGACAGUAUUCAGUCUACGACAUGUGGGAGCACAACAACACCGGUGUUGCUGUCAGGAACAUGACCUUCGCACUUCCGGCUCACGGCGUUGCAGCACUUCUGUUGAAUGAUGCCGGCCCCGAGCCUACGAGCCUGGAUGGAUCCUGCGCAGUCUACUACCAGUGCUCUCUCCCCAACGGGACAUACAUCUCGAACUAA
Recurvomyces mirabilis is the source of this 1299-nucleotide messenger RNA. RefSeq lists its product as uncharacterized. Gene Ontology annotation, cellular component: cytoplasm. The transcript has 4 exons. Gene Ontology annotation, biological process: glycoside catabolic process; oligosaccharide metabolic process. The coding region runs from base 1 to 1299 and encodes 432 amino acids. Lineage: Eukaryota; Fungi; Ascomycota; Dothideomycetes; Mycosphaerellales; Teratosphaeriaceae. The record is from RefSeq and is a predicted model, not a curated record. Gene Ontology annotation, molecular function: alpha-galactosidase activity.